This is a messenger RNA of Carica papaya (papaya), 2148 nucleotides long. Its product is annotated as basic helix loop helix DNA-binding superfamily protein. Gene Ontology annotation, biological process: RNA modification. Gene Ontology annotation, molecular function: RNA binding; protein binding. Lineage: Eukaryota; Viridiplantae; Streptophyta; Magnoliopsida; Brassicales; Caricaceae. The record is from RefSeq and is a predicted model, not a curated record.
CUGUGUCAAUAGAUGAAACCCAUAACCAGAGUUAACCGCUCAUCGAUCAGAAACCACCUUUACCAUACUAUUUCACUCGAUCAGAACCAGACCAUUGUUGUUGAUCGAAUAAAGAAAUGUGUCAGCUUCAGAAUACUAGAAACUAUCUACGCCGCAAUGACCAAAACCAGUGCCGACCAAGACUGUUUCUUGGUAAACCAGUUUAUAAGUGCAUGCACCGCGUUCUCUCGAGUAGAUUGCUCUGUUUUGGCCUUCACCCAGGUGUUUCAACCCAAUGUCUUCGUCUAUAAUGCAUUGAUAAGAGGCUUCAUUCAUUGUCAUUAUCCAAAUCAAUCGCUGGAGUAUUACAAGCAUAUGUUGAAAGCUUCGAUUUGUCCCACCAGUUUCACAUUUUCGUCCUUAGUUAAGGCUUCUGCUUCUGCGAUAUCUGCAUGUGGGUUUGGAGAAUCUGUUCAUGCCCACGUCUGGAAACAUGGGUUUGAUUCGCAUGUUCAUGUUCAAACUGCUUUGCUUGAUUUCUACUCGUGUACGGGUAAAAUGGUUGAAUCACGAAAGGUGUUCGAUGAAAUGCCUGUGAGAGAUCCUUUUGCGUGGACUGCCAUGAUUUCGGCUCAUCUCCGAGAUGGGAACUUGAGUUCUGCGAUAAAUUUGUUUGAUGAAAUGCCGGAGAAGCUCAUCGCUACGUGGAAUACAAUGAUUGAUGGAUAUGCAAGAUUGGGCAACUUAGAGUCUGCGGAGGAGUUGUUUAAUCAAACGCCGGUUAAGGAUGCAAUAUCGUGGACGACGAUGAUCGCUUGCUACUCUCAGAAGAAGAAAUUUAGAGAAGCAUUAUCCGUAUUUAAUGAGAUGAUGGUAAAUGGGAUUAGCCCUGAUGAAGUUACAAUGUCAACUGUUAUCUCGGCUUGUGCCCAUCUGGGAGCACUUGAUUUAGGUAAGAAAAUACAUCUUUACGUGAUGCAGAAUGGAUUUGAACUUGAUGUUUAUAUAGGCUCUGCAUUGGUUGACAUGUAUGCAAAGUGUGGGAGCCUAGAUAAGUCUCUUCUGGUCUUCUUUAAAUUGAGUAGAAGGAACCUCUUCUGUUGGAACUCCAUAAUUGAAGGGCUGGCAGCUCAUGGCUAUGCCAGAAAAGCUCUAGCCAUGUUUAGCAGGAUGCAGAAGGAGAUUGAACCUAAUGGGGUGACUUUUGUUAGUAUUCUGACUGCCUGUACUCACGCAGGACUAGUUGAAGAAGGACGUAAGAGAUUUCAGAGCAUGAUUGAUGAUUAUUCCAUCAUUCCUGGAGUUGAACAUUAUGGAUGUAUGGUUGAUCUAUUGAGCAAAGCUGGAUUGCUGGAAGAGGGAUUGGAAUUGAUAAGGCAAAUGGAAUUUGAACCAAAUUCAGUUAUCUGGGGUGCUUUGCUGGGUGGCUGUAAGCUUCAUAAGAACUUGGAGAUUGCUAAGGUUGCCAUUGAUGAAUUGAUGGUUUUGGAACCGAAUAACAGUGGAUAUUACACCCUUUUAGUUAACAUGUAUGCAGAAGUGAACCGGUGGGGUGAGGUUGCAAAGACCAGGGCAAGAAUGAAACAAUCUGGUGUUGAGAAAAGAUGUCCUGGUUCCAGUUUGAUAGAAAUGGAAAGCAAGAUUCAUCAGUUUGCAGCCUCUGAUAAAUCUCAUCCAGCUUCAGAUGAGGUUUACUUGAUGCUAGCUGAGUUAGAUGGGCAGAUGAAACUACCUGAGUCUGUUUAUUAGCACUUGUUCAUUACUUCCUUACAAACCUUAACAAGAGAUGGACACAGGAGUGUGUUAUUCACUAAUUCGCCCCAACUUGCUUCAUAUGGAGUUGGGUAAAAAAUUUUUCAUUGCUUCAAAUGUGAGGCAUGUAUAAAUUUAUAUUUUGUUAACGGGAUUGUUAUGAAAGUUGAUAUACUUGUCUCAUAAUCAUCCCGGAACCAUCUUUAGCUAAUCAUAAUCAUGUUGGAAAAGAAAGCACCAGUUCUAAGGUUGCCAUUGAUGAUUUGAUGGUUCUGGAACCAAAUAACAGUGGACAUUACACCCUUUUAGUUAACAUGUAUGCCGAAGUGAACCCGUUGGAUGAGGUUGCGAAGAUCAGGGCGAGAAUGAAACAAUCAGGUGUUGAGAAAACAUGUCCUGCUUCCAGUUUGAUCGAAA